AUGGUGACAAUCUUAACAGCACUGAAACAUUUUCCCGAAUCUCCGCUCAGAACACAUGAAACUACUCACGAUAUGGAGUCCCAGAACCUUCCCGUACCCCUACAGAACUUUAUUCCUUAUUUUAGGGAAAAGGCUGUGUCAGGGGCUGCUGUGCAUGAGGUGAUGGCGAGAUUUCAUGCCCAUGAAACCAGACUCCGACAAAUUUAUGCCCAGGACACUGAAAGCCACAUGAUUGCAGAUCCAUACAGCAACACGGUUCCCAUAUUCGCCAGGUACGAACAUCUUUUGACCAUUCGGGCCCGCCAAGCCGACUCCGAGUCGACAAGGGAGCAAGAGCAGUAUAUCUUUCCCUUGGACGUCGCUGAUCGACGAGAGACGGGCUCGUUGGCCGUGGUGAGGUCGCUGGUCGACUUCCAAAGGAAUUUCCGGAUCUUCUCCGAAUGGUCCCUCGACGAUUGGCAUAAUAUAGUCGUCGCUGGCGGCGCGGUGACAACCUGUCUGCUUCCCGUACCCCUGCCGCACAACGCCUCCGAUGGUGCUCUUCGUUUGCUCCCGCUUCCGAUAUUGAUAUUUUUAUCUAUGGACUCAAUGAGCCGCAAGCGAUUCAGAAGAUGGAGCAUAUCAAAGCUUGCAUCCGCGGUAAUGUUCUCGGCGAAGCCACGGUACCCCACGCGCCACGUGCAGAUCGUCCUCCGCUUGUACAGAAACAUAUCUGAGAUUCUGACCAGGUUUGAUGUUGACUGCGCUGGCGUCGCGUUUAACGGAUCCCAGGUCUGGGCGACACCCCGUGCGUUAGCUGCCUUUAUGACGCAGGUCAACACGGUGGACUUCACGCGAUGCUCACCCUUGUACGAAAACCGUCUCGCCAAGUACGCGAAGCGGGGCUUUGAAGUCUUGUGGCAGGGCUUUGAUCGGUCCAAGAUCGAUCGGACCAUCUUCGACCGUGACGCCAGCCAGGUAGUGGGCUUAGCUCGUCUUCUUGUGCUGGAGAAGGGAUGGAUAGAGAGAAACGGCCGUUCCGGCUCAGGUGUAGACUCGUCUUCCCAUAGAGAUCGACGGGCGGGUGUCUGUGACGGAGAAGACAGUUCGGAGACGUCGAAUUAUGAAUUCAUCUGCAUACCUUACGGUCCUGGAUACGACGCUACAAGGAUUACAAAACGGCUCCAGAGGAUCGAACGCCGCCUCAACAGGGCGCGCCCAGGGAUGUCGUCGACAAAGUUGCAUCGUCACCCAUGUUUCGUCGGAUCCGUCAAGGAUGUUGUGUUGGAUUGUUGCAGUUCGUGUCCGGACCCUGAGACAGAGACUGACAUGGCCAUGGAAGCCGAAAACUCAAGGAGAUACGUAUCCGGAGCGGUGCGGUUUUUGAAGGUUCAACACUGGAGUCCCAUCAUUAUUACUCGAAUUAGAGGACUGUGGUGA
Rasamsonia emersonii CBS 393.64 is the source of this 1419-nucleotide messenger RNA. Its product is annotated as Ankyrin repeat containing protein. Bases 1 to 1419 code for a protein of 472 amino acids. The transcript has 4 exons. Lineage: Eukaryota; Fungi; Ascomycota; Eurotiomycetes; Eurotiales; Trichocomaceae. The record is from RefSeq and is a predicted model, not a curated record.